GACUGGCUGUCUCUUCGCUUGUUGUUCAGAUCAAGAUGGCUGCUGUUGUUCGGGAUGGAGAGUGAGCCCGGGCUGUCAUCCGAACACAGGCCGAGAAAACGGACUUAAACCCGGACAACGAGCGAACGAAUCCUCGCUGGACCCGAAGCCGGUCCGGUUAAACCGACUUUAAUUCUCUUCUGAAGGAGGCGCAGUGACAUCAUCAAACAUGGACACCACCACCUCCAUCAAGAUGACCACGCUGGCCAUCCAGAACCUGUUCAGCUACGUGGAGGAGGAGAACCUGCCGGCGCUCAAAGCUCACCUGGACCGCUUCAAGGAAGUAGACGGCCGCAGCGACAACGGUCAGACUCCUCUGAUGCUGGCGGCGGAGCAGGGCAGCCUGGAGAUCGUCCAAGAGCUCAUCAGGAGAGGAGCCAACGUCAACCUGGACGACGUGGACUGCUGGUCGGCUCUGAUCUCUGCAGCUAAAGAAGGUCACGUGGACGUAGUGAAGGAGCUGCUGGAGAACAGCGCCUACAUCGAGCACCGAGACAUGGGAGGCUGGACGGCUCUGAUGUGGGCGGCUUACAAAGGUCGCGUGGAGGUCACCACGAUACUGCUGGAGCACGGAGCCAACCCCAACACCACCGGACAGCAGUACAGCGUGUAUCCCAUCAUCUGGGCGGCGGGUCGAGGACACGCCGACAUCGUCAAACUGCUGCUGCACAACGGAGCCAAAGUCAACUGUUCUGACAAGUAUGGGACCACUCCUCUGAUCUGGGCGUCCAGGAAAGGACACUUUGACUGUGUGAUGCACCUGCUGGAGAACGGAGCUGACGUGGACCAGGAGGGGGCGAACUCGAUGACGGCGCUGAUCGUGGCGGUGAAGGGCGGCUACACAGACGUGGUGAAGGAGCUGCUGAAGAGGAACCCGAACGUCAACAUGACCGACAAGGACGGCAACACGGCGCUGAUGAUCGCCGCCAAGGAGGGCUACACCGAGAUCGUCCAGGACCUGCUGGACGCGGGGACGUACGUCAACAUCCCCGACCGGAGCGGCGACACAGUGCUGAUCGGGGCGGUGAGGGGGGGUCACGUGGAGAUCGUCAGAGCUCUGCUGCAUAAAUACGCCGACAUCGACAUCAGAGGACAAGAGAAUAAGACGGCUCUGUACUGGGCCGUGGAGAAAGGAAACGCCACCAUGGUGAGAGACAUCCUGCAGUGUAACCCCGACACCGAGACCUGCACCAAGGACGGAGAGACGCCUCUGAUCAAAGCCACCAAGAUGAGGAGCAUCGAGGUCGUGGAGCUGCUGCUCGAUAAAGGAGCCAAAGUGUCGGCCGUGGACAAAAAAGGAGACACGCCCCUCCACAUCGCCAUCCGAGGGCGGAGCCGCCGACUGGCCGAGCUCCUCCUCAGAAACCCUAAAGAUGGCCGCCUGCUGUACCGACCCAACAAGGCGGGAGAGACGCCGUACAACAUCGACUGCAGCCACCAGAAGAGCAUCCUCACGCAGAUCUUUGGAGCUCGUCACCUGUCCCCCACAGAGACAGAUGGAGACAUGUUGGGUUAUGAUCUGUACAGUUCUGCUCUCGCCGACAUCCUGAGUGAACCGACCAUGCAGCCGCCGAUCUGUGUGGGUCUGUACGCACAGUGGGGCAGCGGCAAGUCCUUCCUGCUGAAGAAACUGGAGGAUGAGAUGAAGACGUUUGCCGGGCAGCAGAUCGAGCCGUUGUUUCAGUUCUCGUGGCUCGUCGUGUUUCUGUCUCUGCUGCUCUGUGGCUCCGUCGCCGUCGUCCUCGGCUUCACCGUCGACCCCAAACUCGCCAUGGCGGUCUCCCUCAGCCUGCUGGCGCUGCUCUACCUCUUCUUCGUGGUGGUGUACUUCGGCGGGCGUCGGGAGGGGGAGAGCUGGAACUGGGCGUGGCUGCUCAGCACGCGUCUGGCGCGUCACAUCGGGUAUCUGGAGCUGCUGCUGAAGCUGAUGUUCGUCAACCCGCCGGAGCUGCCGGAGCAGAGCACCAGAGCGCUGCCCGUCAGGUUUCUGUUCACAGACUACAACCGGCUGUCCAGCGUCGGCGGCGAGACGUCGAUGGCCGAGAUGAUCGCCACGCUGUCCGACGCCUGCGAGAGAGAGUUCGGCUUCCUCGCCACACGUCUCUUCAGAGUGUUCAAGACGGAGGAGACGCAAGGGAAGAGGAAGUGGAAGAAGACGUGCUGCGUCCCGUCCUUCGUCCUCUUCGUCUUCGUGCUGGCCUGUCUGCUGACCGGCAUGGCGCUGCUGGCCGUCUUCAAGGUGGACGGAGACAACCGCACGGUGAACGCCGUGCUGAUCGCCAUCGGCAGCGUGGUGGGUUUGGCUCUGCUGCUGAACUGCAGGACGUGGUGGCAGGUGACCGACUCGGUGCUGAACUCUCAGAGGAAGAGGCUGCACGGCGCCGCCAACAGGAUGCACAAGCUGAAGAGCGAAGGCUUCAUGAAGGUGCUGAAGAACGAGGUGGAGCUGAUGGCGAGGAUGGCGAAGACCAUCGACGGCUUCACGCAGCAUCAGACGAGGCUGGCGGUCGUCAUCGACGGACUCGACUCCUGCGAACAGGACAAAGUUCUGCAGAUGCUCGACACGGUGCGCGUUCUCUUCUCCAAAGGUCCGUUCAUCUCCAUCUUCGCCAGCGACCCUCACAUCAUCAUCAAAGCCAUCAACCAGAACCUGAACAGCGUCCUGCGAGACUCCAACAUCAACGGACACGACUACAUGAGGAACAUCGUUCAUCUGCCCGUCUUCCUCAACAGCAGAGGACUCUCCAGCGCCAGGAAGAUGUGCGCCGCCGCGCCGGCCAACGGAGACGCCGCCAACACUGACGGUUGGCACGAGGAGUUGGACAGGAAACUGUCUCAGCACAGUUUAGGAGAACUCACCAAGUUUGGCAGCAAGACGACGCUGAACCGCCGGGACACGUACCGGCGGCGGCAGGUGCAGCGAUCGGUGACUCGUCAGAUGUCGUUCGACCUGACGAAGCUGCUGGUGACGGAGGAUUGGUUCAGUGACAUCAGCCCGCAGACCAUGAGGAGGCUGCUCAACAUCGUCUCUGUCACAGGUCGUCUGCUGAGAGCCAAUCAGAUCAGCUUUAACUGGGACCGCCUGGCGUCCUGGAUCAACCUGACGGAGCAGUGGCCCUACAGGACGUCCUGGCUCAUCCUGUACCUGGAGGAGACCGACGGAGUCCCCGACCAGGCCACGCUCAAGACCGUCUACGAGAGAGUGUCGAAGAACAUCCCCACCACCAAAGACGUGGAGCCUCUGCUGGAGAUCGACGGAGACGUCCGCAGUUUCGAGGUCUUCCUGUCGUCCAGAACGCCGGUCCUGACGGCGCGAGACAUCCGCACCUUCCUGCCCUGCACCGUCAACCUGGACCCCAAGCUGAGAGAGAUCAUCGCAGAUGUUCGUGCGGCCCGUGAACAGAUGAAUAUGGGCGGGGUCACGUACCCGCCCCUCCCCCUGCAGGAGGCUCAGCCCCGCCCCACCUCGGUGUACAGUCAGGUGUCGUCGGCGUGCUCGCCGUCCGCCUCCUUCAGCGGCCCGUUCAACCAGCCGGCAGGGGGCGGAGUCUCCCCGCAGCCUCACAGCAGCUACUACAGCGGGAUGGCCGGACCGCAGCACCCCUUCUACAACCGGCCAUAUUUCCCCCAUCACCUUUACCAGUUGCCACGCCCCCUCAUGGCCUCCUACCCAUCAUACCUUGCUCCACGCCCGCUCGCUAAAAGCUGCUUCCCGCGGGACGCCGCAGCCGGCUCGGCCUCCGUGGUGUCAGGCGCUCCGCCCAUCCUCCUCAGCUCCAUGGCGACAGAGUCCGUCUGUGAGCGCGUGCGGCAGAUCGAUGGCAUCGACCAGAGCAUGUUGGGACAGUACACCGCCACCAUCAGGAAGGCCAACGUGAACGGCAGAGUUUUGUCUCAGUGUAACAUCGACGAGCUGAAGAAGGAGAUGAACAUGAACUUUGGAGACUGGCAGCUCUUCAGAGCCACGGUUCUGGAUAUGCGUCACAUUGAGAGCCAGGUGCUGCACGAGGAAGCCGCCAGUGAGACAGGAAGCGUCGUGGGUGGUCACACGGAGGCGGGAAGGCGUGCCGUGGCUCCGCCCCACGCCGGCGCCGCCAACACAGACGCGUCGCCGAUGUACAGCUUCAACCUGAGCUUCGAGGAGCUGAGCACUGUCGGGCUGGACGAACCGCAGCGACACGGAAACAUGCAGUGGAUGGGUGGCCCUCACCGCACCGCCAGCAUGACCAGCCUCAACUCUCAGGAGUCCUCCAACGACAUCUCAAGACUGACGGACAAGCAGCAGGCCGAGUACCGCGACGCCUACCAGGAGUACAUCGCCCAGAUGGCCCAGCUGGAGAUGGGCGGCGGCGUCGGAGAGAAACCUGUCCAGCCUCAGCCAGGACAGUUCAUGACAUCAUCAUCCGAGGACAAGAGCAAGGACGGCGGUGAGCAGGACGGACGCAAAUCCUUCACCAAGAGGAGCGGCGGCAAGCCAGCGGCGGACAACUCCGACUUCGUCUCCAACGGUGACACCCUGGACCCCAUCACAGAGGAGGACGAGAAGGGCGACCACGGAUCCUCCAAGUCCCUGCUGACCCGUAAGAGCUCAGCUGAGCGAGGCGGGCUUUUCCAGGGCGCCGCUGACCUGAAGCUGAAGGCCGGCGGCGGGCUGCGCUACCAGAAGCUGACCAGUGAUGACGAGGAGUCCGAGGAGUCGGACAACGCUCCGCUGCUGAAAGACGGCAAGACGGUGGUCGACCCCAAACUGCCCGGUGGCUCGCUGGCACUGAAAGGGAAGGACUACCUGUCGGACGCCAUGCUGGACAAGAAGGACUCGUCCGACUCGGGCGUGCGUUCCAACGAGAGCUCACCCAACCACUCGCUGCAGGAUGAGGAGGCCGACCUGUCGCAGCUGGAGAGGGCCAACCUGAUCGAGCUGGACGAGGAGAGCCUGGCCAGGAAGCGCGGCCUUCCCAGCAGCCUCAGCGGCCUGCAGGACCCGGCUGUCGCCCGCAUGUCCAUCUGCUCCGAGGACCAGUGCAGCCUGCUGGCCAGCAGCCCCGAGGAGAGCUGGCCCUCGUCCAAGUCCUUCAACCUGAACCGCACGCCGAGCAACGUGACGCUCAAUAAUAACACCAACGCCCAGCAGGGCAACCGCCCCCGCCAGCCCGCAGAGGGCUCCACCUCCUCCUCCAACGCCACUUCCUCCUCCAGUGAUGUCAUCAUCUCUCCCAGCUCCGGGACCACUGGGACCACUGGCACCUCUGGGACCACCGGGACCACCGGGACCACCGCCACCAGGCCGGGGCCCAACAACGAGAACGUCCGAGUGGUUCACCUGAAGAGGGGGCUGAAACCCGGAGACCCGCCAGAGAUCUGCGCCGUGUCGUCCGACACCGUCACCUUCGGCGAGGAGCGGGAGAGUAUCCUGUGACCUCACAGUGACCCCGGGGAGAUACAGAGAGCACUGAGAGCCCACCAGGAGCCGCUUCUCAAACCUUCUGAACCAGUCAGAAGCCAGGUUUCAGACCAGUGUCCAGCAGUCGGGAAAACCAUCGACAAAUCAAACACUUAAAAGUUAGACGUCAGAUGCUGUUUGGCUAAAAAUUUUAAUAUUUCAGACUUUAAACUAUAAAACCAGUUUAACAGUCGAUAAUAUGACAGAAUGUUUUCAGAAGUGACGAGCGGCUGCUGGUGGGCCGGUAGUUUUAGUCUGUAGUGUGAUUAUCAGUCGGUGGUUGUUGGUGUUAGAUGCAUGCGCUCAGCUGUAGCCAGUAGAUGAACCUGAAGCUCUUUAUUCUAACUAGACGCUCAGCUGCAUGUUGUGACGUGAUUUGUCGCCUCCAGGAAACACUUUUACAUCACAGAUCGUAGCACAGCACCUCUUAUUUUUAGGUUAGGUCUAAAAAUCUGACGACUGUAAUCCAAAAAGCAUCAGAUUAGAAAAACAUCUUCUAACAUAAACCGAAUCCUCUGAUACGACAAAACAAAACAGAAACAGAAAUACUUCACUCAACAUACUCAUCAUUUGGUUAUAGAUCAUUUAAUUCGUUUUAAUUUUGUCGUCUUUAAUUUUCCUUCAGGCAGUUUUAGUCAUUUAAAACAUGUAAUCCUGUCAUUUAGUUUAGUUCAGUUUUAGAACUUUGACCCAGUUAAACUUAAUCAUCACUGUUGUUUAUUAAAAUCUUCAUGACUCUGAACCUGGAGGCCGACGUGCUGCUGCAGUUUCCCACAGACUGAAAACGUCACGUUUGUGAUGUUUUUAUUGAUUUUGAAACAUUAGUAGAGAAAAAAAACAGGUCAGAAAUUCUAAAUUAAAGUUUGAGAAGUAAAACUAGAGAUAAGUGACUUCAGGGUGGGAAACUGGUCAGUAAUCAGUGUUAACUAGUCGUUAAACUCGUAUCAGUUUACAACGUUUGUGUUUUUUCACUGUGUAGAUGCAGAAAACUGUUUCUAGUUUAGAUGUAGUUCUUUAUUUACACUGUGAGCCAAAUGAACAAAUCAGUGAUCGUGUUUCACCGUCGUGUUUUCACUAAGAGCCGAAACUGAGAACUGCAGUAAAAUUAAUAUUUUUUCUCAGUGAAGUUUGUGUUGAAUCAGCUGAACAUCAACGUGGAACAACAACAACAAAAAGACCAAAACAGCUGAUUUACGAAGGCUUCACAUCAUUUAUUUGUCUCGUUGAAUUAAAUUAUUAUAAAAUGAGAUGUUUGCCUUGAGAGUCUGAACGCCUUUUUAAAUUUAACUCAUCUUCAGUUUAUCAGUAAAGUAAAUGAGUUUCUUCUUGAUAAUGAGAGAGUCUCUUAAAAAUAAUAAUCAGACUUCAGAACAUUUUUAGAGAAAACUGGUGGAAGUUUUUUUGUUUUUUUUCUGUAAAAUGAAAUAAAUCUGAAGAUGAAUUAUAACAAAGUUCAGUCUGCAGUUUGUUUCUGGAUUAAAGCCACACUGAUAAUCAGCUGAUAUUCAAAUUUUAAACAAACAUAUAAAAAAUAUUGUUAACAAUAAGAAUUUGAGCCUAAUUGAUUUCGUGGUUCAGAUGUAACUUCAGUAUCAGUUCUGAGUGUUUUCAUGUUUCCUGCAUGAAGCUGCAUGUUGAUGUUGAUGUUGAUGUUGUUUGAUAGUUUGUGUCUCAGUGCUCGUUAACAUCUUCGAUCGUUAAACUCGUCAUCUGCUGUCGUUCACUGAAACGAAUAAACUGGAUGUUAAACGUUGAA
Thunnus maccoyii (southern bluefin tuna) is the source of this 7235-nucleotide messenger RNA. It is a transcript of the gene kidins220b, whose product is annotated as kinase D-interacting substrate 220b. The transcript has 29 exons. The record is from RefSeq and is a predicted model, not a curated record. Gene Ontology annotation, molecular function: protein binding. Bases 209 to 5455 code for a protein of 1748 amino acids. Lineage: Eukaryota; Metazoa; Chordata; Actinopteri; Scombriformes; Scombridae.